CGCCCGGCCCGCUCAUCCCGGCCGGGCCCGCCAGCCCGGGGAGCUCCGCACCGCCGACCCCAAACCCAGCAAUAAGUCAACAUGGUAAACAUGAACGAGGUGGUGGAGGCCCUGAGGAAGAUCGAGGAGAAAUACAAGCUUUUCCAGCAGCAGCAGUUCACGUUUAUCCGAGCUCUGGAGCGCACCCGGGAGGAAGCCCACGAUUUGAUCAGACCUGUGUCAUCCAUUGUCCAGGUGCAGUGCUACAAGGACCACCACUGCUACAACUCCACAGACAGGCGCAUCCUCAACAUGUUCAUCUCCAUCUGCAACGAGCUCCGCUGCCUCUGCCAGAGGAUGGAAACGGUGCACCCUGGGGACAGUGUCACCAACGGCCUUUUGGAGAAGUGCAGAGUGCUCCUUAACGACAGCAACGACCUCAGUGCCCUCAGAGCCACCUACCCCCACCCUGUUGUGAACUACCUGAGCUUGGAAGAAGCAAGGCAUCGCUAUGGAGGGGUGGUGAGCAUCCUGCCCAUCGUUAUAGACAACAUGAAGGAAUGGGUCACCUACUCCAAGAGGCACGUGCUGUACAUUGUGAGUCCUAGAUGUGCCAUAUGCAAGAAAGAGACACCAACUUCCCAAACAGCACCUGCUGCUCAGACCUCCAACAGUAACAAAAAUCCUGUACAAUUGCAGGAAAAAGAUUUCCAGAAAUUCCUGGCUGCAAAUCAACGACCACAACCAAAGGCUCCCUGGAGGCCACCAGGCAAACAUCCCUAUUAAAAGAUCAAAGCUCCUGCAUCAUCUGCUCACCACCUUUAAGAACCUGGCUGAUCAAAUACAGUGCAAUGAACACUA
Molecule: messenger RNA, 840 nt
Organism: Lonchura striata (white-rumped munia)
Lineage: Eukaryota; Metazoa; Chordata; Aves; Passeriformes; Estrildidae
Gene: SPACA9
Product: sperm acrosome associated 9
Cellular component (GO): sperm flagellum; acrosomal vesicle; ciliary base
Source: RefSeq, a predicted model, not a curated record